Molecule: messenger RNA, 1320 nt
Organism: Durio zibethinus
Lineage: Eukaryota; Viridiplantae; Streptophyta; Magnoliopsida; Malvales; Malvaceae
Source: RefSeq, a predicted model, not a curated record
AUGGAUAAAAGAAUACUAAGUGUGGCGUAUAACUUAUUUCUUAGCAAAUAUACGAUCAGUGGCAACUUAUUUUUUGAACUUCAACUUGUAGCAAUCCUAAAUACCACAGUGCCAUCUAGAGCUUCGCCAAAGCAGUUCCCGAACCCAAAAGUACCCUCCGGGGUGGGGGCAAGCACAGGGUGCUUCCAUUUGCACCACUCCAAACACAUAGAAAAACCCGCUGCUUUCAAAACACACACAAAAAAAAAAAAAAAUACUAACACUGUGGCCCGUUCCUCCACUUCACCACGAGAACCAUCAGCUUGCUCCCCCGACAUGAACACCGUAGAUCAGGACAUCGCAGCAGCAAUCUCUACCAUCCAUCCAGAUAUCAUAGAGACCCACAUAUUGACCCGGCUUGACGGCCCAACUCUGGCAUCCGCCUCCUGCUCCUCCACGCAACUCCGUGCACUCGCGUCACACGAAAACCUCUGGACCAACAUUUGUCACUCUAUGUGGCCUUCUACCACAUCUCCACGUGUUUUCCACGUCAUCUCUAACUUCCCCAACGGUUCCAGCUCCUUUUUCUCCGACGCCUUCCCAUUAGCCAUGGAACCCGUGAGCUUCGGAAACUCGUCAGAAAAUCCUAACCUUCCAUCGGAAUUAAUCUCAGCUGUGGAUAUUUAUUACAAAAAAGAGCUCAUUUUCAGCAAAGUCGUCGAAACAGAAACAGUAACUGCAUGGUUCAAAUGCUCACCGUUUCGUGUGGAUUUAUUGGGUCCGAAAGAAGCGUUUUCGACCCGGAUACCACACCCUGACACGGAGGACACGUGUAGGGAUCUGGAGGAAGGCAUGGAGCUGAGCUGGAUCGUGAUCGACCCGAUAGGAAAACGGGCAAUGAAUCUCUCGAGUCAGAGACCGGUGACCAUACAAUGGCACUGGCUAAGCGGGGAUGUGCAGGUGAAGUUCGCGUCGGUAGUGACCGGCGGGAGGAGUGGGGCGGCGACGGAAUUGGUGCAGUGCGGGGUGGUGGUCACGUGCGGGGGUUCGGCGAGAGGGGAAAUGCACGUGAGGGAGGUGAGUUUGCAGGUGGAGGACAUGGAUGGGAUGUAUUUGAAGGGUAGGGAUAGCUUGGUAAUUUUGAAGAGAGGAUUGGAGGGUAAAAGAGGAAAAGUAAAGAAAAAGGAAGAGGAAAGGAAGAAGGAAUUUUUGGAGUUUUUGGAGAGGAAAAGAGAAAGGAAAGAAAAGAAAAUUAUGAGGGAAGGAAUUUUGGAUAUGCUUUGCGUUGCGUUUGGGGUUAUGGCGUUUGCUUCUUCAGUAUUAUUUUUUUUGUUAAGAUAA